AAAAAACUGUGCUGACGUCCUUUGCUGUUUCGCACUAUUAUGGUCUGUCGGGAAUUCUGUCGAAGGGAGGGGAGGGGGAUAUCUACUGAACUAGCGCCCAUCAGGCUAACGGUAGGUAGCACUGGAGUAAACAUGGAGCUGUCUGCCGUUGGGGAGAGGGUGUUCGCGGCCGAGUCUAUUAUCAAACGGAGGAUAAGGAAGGGUAGCAUUGAGUACCUGGUGAAAUGGAAGGGAUGGUCGCCCAAAUACAGCACUUGGGAGCCAGAGGAGAACAUUUUGGACUCUCGCUUGUUUGCCGCUUUCGAGCAAAGAGAGCGUGAGAGAGAGCUGUAUGGACCCAAAAAGAGGGGACCAAAACCGAAAACCUUUCUCCUCAAGGCCCAGGCUAAAGUUAAAACUAAGUCUUAUGAGUUCAGGAGCGAGGCAGUCAGAGGGAUGCACAUCACCUAUCCAACCCCCGAGCCGGUCUUCACCCCCAGGGCUAGAGAGGGCCUGAGAGCGGUUGUUCCCACCAUCUUUCCACCGAGCACAAUCAACCGAGGAGAAAGCGUGCGCGUGAUUCCCCACGAGCACCAGCCGUCGCCUCAGCAGAGUGUUUCAGACAGGCUUGUCCAGACACCCAAAAAGAGGGGGCCAAAGCCAAAGCCCCGCUUUAUAGGUGACGGCCGCAGCCCGGUGGUCUUGGAGACAAGCAAGAGGAUAGCUGAGGAGGUGGGGGGGCAAGGUCCUUACAAACUCUCCAAAUUUCAUGGAGAUGAGAUGAGGCUGCAGAAGUUGUCCCACAGACACUCGGAGGACCACCCUCGCAGCUCUAAACACCACUAUCAGCACCACUAUCAUCAUCACCUCGCACAGAAACUGUCCAGCGGCGGUUCCUACAAACGGUUCCUUUCUCACCACAGCACACACCCACACAGGACGAAGGACCGCUGCAGCUAUCUGGCAGCAGCUCAGGUCAAACACCAUCAGAAAACCAACCAGAGCAGAAGUGGAGCCGCCGAGUUCCCGCAGAUGGAAAAGCCUUACUUUCUGGACAGGCAGUCACCAACCAAGUUGGACGACGACGACCAGGAAGAAACGACCUGGAGGCCGAGCCUCAGCGACGUGGAGAAGGUGCUGGUGACGGACGUCACCGCCAACUUCCUGACUGUCACCAUCAAGGAGAGCAGCACCUCAAAGGGCUUCUUUAAGGACAAAAGAUGAUUCUGAACCACUUUGUUUUUUCUGACUCUGAAGUAUAUGAGAUAUAAGCAACACGGUUUUGUAUAUCGUGUAUAAAGGCUAAUUACUUUCUAAUAUUCAUAUGUGUAUAAAUAAAAUGUUGGACAUAUAUUGAAUGUAUUGACCAAAUAAAAUGAAGUCGGUUUGACCUAGGGUGUCAGUGAAUGUGAUGCUUCCUUUACAUGAGGAAGCAACCCACUGUACAGCACUCCUGGAUAUCACUAUUUUCCUGCUGAAUUCAGUAACAUUAGUUUUCUUUUCAGUAUAUUCUCCAAGUUUAGUUAAAUCAAGAUGACUCUUUAAAAGCUACAUUUAGUCUGUAUUAACUUGGCUGCUUAAGAAGAGGUUUGUAUUUAAAAAUGAACUCAAGCACUUUUACUUCAGACAUAUUUAAAAUAUAUACAUAUAUAUAUAUUUGUUUUCCUAAGGAGUUUAGUAUUUUUAGCAUAAAGAAAAAACUUUUGUCCAGGUUUCAUACUUCAAACUUUUCCCGUUACAACACCCCAUUUUAUAUUUUCCUAGAAAUGUUUGCUGUAACAGAAAGUUUUUAGAUGCUUUGCAAUAAAUCAGUUGUUUGAGCUUAGUGGUCUUCUUUUUUUUUUUCUAACAGGGGACUUCUUCUAAACUACAAAGACUACCUAAAGUUUUAUAUAUCCUAUAAAAUAAAUAGAUGGUUGUGACAAAAAAAUCGAUUUUUAUUCUUUCAAAAAGACUAAUUGGUAAAAUCACUUUCAAAAUGUGUUACUAUGAAUCCCUGAGUAGGAAGUUUAGGCCUGCUAGAAUAAAAAAAGAUGGUUGUGUUAUUUAUUUAUUUUUAAUGCGAAGCUUUUUCAUUUUAACUGAAAACCAAGCUAAACCUUAAUACAGUGGCAUCUCAACACAUUUAUAAAAUAUAAUUUUUUUAUAUGCAGUUUAGAAACGCGCGCCUGCGUGCGCACUGUCGGUCUGCGUUUAUAUAUAUAUACUUUUUUAUCUCAUUAUUUUUAAACCACCCAGUAUGUAUAAAGUGGGCUGAAUUAAUAAAAUUAAUAAACAAAUAAUGAACACACAGGCUUAGAUCGGAAGGAAACCGGACCUUGUCUCAGUUUUCUGAAGACUUUUAGACGUCUAUCCAGGAAUCGUUUCCAUAUCUGUUGGCGCGCGCCAGACUCCUGGAAACGAAAAUCUGCCUUCCAAUCUAAGCCUGUUUGUGGUUGCCAUGACACCGGAUGACUGAUCAUUUACAGACAAAAUAAAGAACAACAAAUGCGUUUACAUCAAGCAGCAAAUGGUUCGACUUGUUAAAACUUUAACAGAUAAAUAUUAGGUUUUACCUGCAGGUUCCAAUGCGCGCUUAUUUUGAAAAUAUCAAUAUGUAGGUUUAAAGCUUAAUUAUAAUAAUAAUAAUGGGCUAGG
This is a messenger RNA of Cyprinodon variegatus (sheepshead minnow), 2616 nucleotides long. RefSeq names its product chromobox protein homolog 8-like (gene cbx8b). NCBI's taxonomy places the organism in Eukaryota, Metazoa, Chordata, Actinopteri, Cyprinodontiformes, Cyprinodontidae. The record is from RefSeq and is a predicted model, not a curated record. Bases 40 to 1203 code for a protein of 387 amino acids. The transcript has 5 exons.